Messenger RNA from Paramisgurnus dabryanus, 4209 nucleotides. RefSeq lists its product as uncharacterized. NCBI's taxonomy places the organism in Eukaryota, Metazoa, Chordata, Actinopteri, Cypriniformes, Cobitidae. The record is from RefSeq and is a predicted model, not a curated record.
AAAGUGAAGUGAGCUGACACAACCUGACCCAUGGGGUACUAUGCAAUGGAAAAGCGCCAUAUCAUAGCAACCAAAGCAUUCAGCUAAAAAAAUCUGGCAAGCACCUAUUGUCAGUGCCCAUCCACCUGGCGUUUUCUGGCACUUAUAACUGCUUUGGUGUGCACGCCCCCUUAGGGCGCGUUUAAACGCUUUGGUAAGCACGCCCCUUUAGGUUUUGGGGAUGUAAACAACGCAUAUCCGGCGAGAUUUCACGGGAUUUUGACCGUGGCUGUAUCCCUUCUAGUCACAACCCAUCGAUGCCGUUUUUCAAUCCGUAGGUCGCAUUUAAAUGCUGCAUACGUCAUCAAGACUGUCUUAUUUCAGCUAAUUAACAAUUAUAAAGUUGACUAUUAUUCUUAGUUAAUCGUAAAUUGUUGUAAUAUGCUUGCCAUUCGCAAGAAUUGAGAAACGGCCCGAAUGUGCUUACCGUAUCGAUACUAGAAUGUGACGUGUAAAACACUGCAGAUCACUGAUUGGUCAAGAAGAAUUGUCACUACAAGCGUCAUUGGAUUUGCGACACCACACACCCGCAAGAUUCAAAUACAAAAAUAUUUAGCAGUCGCAGAAUCGUUUGGUGGGACGGAUUUUAAAUGGCUGUAUCGUGGUGGUCGGUAGACGAGAUACAGACGUUCCUCUCGUUCUUGACCAAGGAGCGGAUCCAGCGAGAGCUAACUGGGGCGACGCGGAAUGAAAGAGUUUUUAAGGAAGUCGCUCAGCUCUUGGUUGCACAUGGCUACCACCGUACACACAAUCAGUGUAGGGAAAAGUUAAAAAAACUAAGAUGCCACUACAGAACCAUAAAGGACCACAACAGCCGGAGUGCUUCUAACAAAAAAACGUGGAAGUGGUUCGACCAAAUGGACGCUAUCUACGGAGAUAGACCGAGGAGCGAUGAGAGGGAGGGUGCCAUGGACAUGGACUCUUUCACGGUGGUUUUGGAGAACACGGUGAAAAAGGAGGACGGGUCCCCACCAGCACGACCGCAAACACCAACAACCCCCAAGACAAACAUUAAACUGGAGCAUGUCAGCACAGAUUCAUCUCUUACAGUUGAUUCUUUAGCACUUUCUCCGUGCAGUGACGCCAUUACUUCCCAACUCGUGCUAGCAACGCCGUCACCAGCAGGAACGCCAACACCUCCUAGGACAAGCAUUAAACGGAGACAUUCGAGCACUGUCAAGAAACGGAAACGGAGCCUGCAUCAGAAGCAUUUUGCUGUUUUAAGAGAGAUGCAGUUGGCUGAUACUCAAUUGCUGGAGCUGAGAGAGCGACAUUUCCAGAUGAUGAUCGAUGAGGCCCGGGAGAUGCGCGAGCAGGAAGCUGCUUUAAGGAGGGAAGAGAGUGCACAAAUGGCUGUGUUCAAUCAAGCCUUCCUCAACAUCAUGGAUAAGCUUGUACAGGUGAUGAGUGGCCAGCGAGAGCAGACGAAAUGGACCCUGCACCACCAGGAUCACCUUGAUGUUUUCAAAGAAAUGCAGGCGACUGAUGGUCAACAGCAAGACCUGAACCGGGCGCAAAGAGAGCGUCAUUUCCAGAUGGAAAUCGAUGAGGCCCGGCAAAUGAGGGAGCAGGAAGCAGCCUUAAGGAAGGAGGAAAAUGCACAAAUGGCUGCAUCCAAUCAAGCCUUCCUCGGUGUCAUGGAGAAGCUUGUGCAGGCAAUAAGUGGCCAGCGAGAACAUAACUCUAUGCCAGAAUAGAAAACUGCCUCUAACAUACUUUUUAAUUUUUAAGUAAUUCUGCCUGUGACAUAUUUUGCCACAUCCCUCAUCCACCCCAUCACCUCACUCUUAGCUGGUUUCUAUCCCAGUUAAAGAGAAGGAAAGCACUGUAGCUUCGGGCAAAAAUUCUGAGCUCGGGGCCCUCCCCUCGGACAGUACGCCAAAUAAGCUUUAUCAUAUUUGAUUACAGGUUAAUGCAAAUUUGCAAACAAAUUUGUGUUUUAUACUAUAUACAUAUUUGCACAUUGUUUAAAGUUUGCUUAGCCUACACUUUUAAGUUGUUGUAUUCAUAUAUUCCUUAUGUAUAUAUUAUGUAUAUUGCACUACAUACAUUUGCACAUUUGUUAAAGUUUGCCUUUGUGUUUUUCUUAAAUAAAAAUACACCGGUCAAACAUGUAAUCUAUGAUUUAAUAUUUCAUAAGCAUAUGAUUUACUACCUGAUACGUGUAAAUGAUUAAUAGAAUAUAAUGAUAAAGCCUGUUUAAAGCCCCCUAACCUAAAAAAUGCACUUUUAAAUGUGUUUCUAGCAGAAAAUGAGUCACAGUGUGUGUGUGUGUGUGUGUGUGUGUGUGUGUGUGUGCAGAAACAUCCUGUUAGUUAUACAAAUCCAUCUAUUCUUCUUUGUGUAAUCUCCUUUAAACCGCAACAGUCACACAAAACAAUGUGAUGUCACAAUGAUUACGCCCCAACCAUAACCGCUCCCCGCUCACAGCCUUAUGAGCACCUAGUUCAAUUUUCUAUUUUCUGGUAGAGACACACAGGGCUCCAGACUAACUUUUUUCACUUGGAGCACAGUGGCCCCCAACUGAAAAUUUUAGGGGCACAACCAGAAAAUGUAGGGGCACACACCGUAAAUCAACAUGCUAACCAAAUAUUCACAUUUCUACUAAUUUCCACUGUAUUACUAAUAAAUACUUUAAUGAUAGAUGCAGAAAGUACAAUGUGUUUUUUCAAAUUCAGUGACACAUUUUAUUGUGCACUUUUGGAAAAAAAAAGGUCAAAUUUACUGGUUGCACAUGUGCGACUGGAUGUAAAAUUCAGUGGCACACUCUCAAAUUUUAGGGGCAAAAUGCCACCAUUUGGGGGCAGUCUGGAGCCCUGACACAUGUUUUGAUAUAGUCCAAAGCACAUAUGUGAGCGAACAAAGGGGAACAUAAGCUUUCUUUGCAUUUAAAGAAACACACAAAAAAGUGCAUUUUUGAUUGCAGCCACAAAUGGCCAUGUUUAACAUCAUAUAAUGAAAGAUCUGUGGUGUAUUUUGAGUUGAAACCUUACAGACACAUUCUGCAGAAACUAGAAUGUGUCUGUAAAUGUUCAACUAAAACAAUAAAUCUAUUAUCCCACCUGAUUUAAAGCAGUACUAAACUGCAGUAGAAGUGUGCUGAGUCUAGUCAAUGCAUUGGAAAAGCGCCAGGAGACGAACAGACAUACAGGGCCCAGAUGUAUUUUGAUUAAACGGGUGUGAAUUAGUUUAUGUACAUACUUCGAUUUACAUCACAAAAUUUGCAUAUACGAGAACAAACCACAGACAAAUGUGAGUAUAAUUGCAUAGUAAAGCCUUGGACAUACAAAAUUAUGUUCCAAUAAAAGGUUUAUUAGCAGUGACUGCUGUCUGUUUUCUCAUUAGUGUCAAAUUAACCCUCGAGUGGCCAGAGUCAGAGCAACCAUCACUCACAGGAGAAGCUGCCUAGCAAUAGCUCUCUAUAGUAUUAAAGUAAUAGGACUGAACGCUUGAUUUAAAACAUUUAUGACCCUGAACCAAAAAAAGUCUUCUUGUAGCCAGCAAUACAUUGAAUGGGUCAAAAUAAUCAAUUUUUUUAUUUUAUGCCAAAAAUCAUUAGGAUAUUAUAUAAAGAUCAUGUUCCAUUAAGAUAUUUUGUACAUUUCCUACAAUAAUUAUAUCAAAACUUUAUUUUUGUGAGUGGACGCAGUUGCUAAGGACUUCAUUUAUUCAACUUUAAAGGCGAUUUUCUGAGGGGCGUCAGUUUGUGUUGAAAAGUGGUGGGGACAAAAAAUCAAAUGAAAAAACAUGACAGCAGGACAGCAAAAAUAUUGAAUAACGGCGUCACCAACUCGACUCAACAGUGUUGCUGUUUGUCAUAUUCACAGAGAGAGAAUGUAUAACUUGGGCAAGAAGAAACUGUGUCAAGAAUUUGUUCAAGUUACUGAUCCGCGCAUGCAUGUUUUUGGGUCAUUUUAGAAUCACUAAUAGUUUGUUUUGUUUAAGUUACUGUUUUUGGACUCUGUACAUUUUUUUAAACUACAUUGCAUGUUUUAUUUUGUGCAAAUAAACCUAUAACAUUUCUUGGUUCGCUUGAUUUUUCAGAACAUUUUAACCACCAAUGCUUUCAAAAAGUGGUGGGGACAAAAUUAGCCAUUUCAAAAAGUGAUGGGGACAUGUCCCCAGCGUUCCCAGUGUAAAUGACACCUAUGGAUUUUCUCAAUGUUUAGA